AUGGUAACCACCAAGCGCAAGCUGUCUAACGUAGACAUUGAUGCAGAGAACCCCAACACCAAAAAGGGCAGCCUUCUUGGGUACGAUGCCCGGGCGCCAUGGCUCUUUGACUCCAAACCGUCGCUAGGUCGACGAACAGCUGGGAACCCCGCCGUUCAACAUACCCUUCCGCUGGCCAACAUGGUCUCCACAGUACAAGAUCUUAUUGAUCCGGAUUUUGACCCUCUCAUCGCAAUCCUUGAUGACGAACCGCGUUUCCUAAAGCCUCUACCUAGUCGGAUAUCAUCGGAAGACCUGGAGUUUCUGAGAUUUCGAGGCGCACUUUCGAUUCCCGAGAGCGGACUGCGGAAUGAGCUACUAAGAUGCUAUAUUCAAUGGGUGCACAGUUUCAUGCCGGUCCUGAAUCUGCAAGAGUUCCUGCGAUGUGUCGCAGAAAAUGACCCCGAAGGGAACAUAAGCCUCCUCUUGUUCCAAGCCGUGAUGUUUGUUGCCACGGCAUUCGUGGACUUUAAACAUCUGCAAGAUGCUGGUUAUACGACACGAAAGAGUGCACGGAAUGCUUUCUAUGAACGAUUAAGGUUGCUCUAUUCGCUCGACUGUGAAGAAGAUCGAAUCGCCAUCUUGCAGACGCUCCUCUUAAUGACGUAUUGGUCGGACCACGUCAACAACCCACAAAGAGACAUUUGGGAUUGGAUAGGAAUAUGCAACACGCAGGCCCACUCUAUUGGAUUGAACAGAGACCCCACCGCAUCCGACAUGGAUCCCAGAAUGAAACGGUUACGGGUCCGCCUGUGGUGGAGCUUGUACUGUCGAGACCGUCUUAUUGCCAUGGGGUUGAGGCGACCAACCCAGAUCAAUGAAGGAACCAGUAGCGUUCCGAUGUUGCGACUGGACGACUUUGACUUUGAGCCCUUUCAUCCGUCCGUGAUUGAGAUAUUUCGCUGCCGUCAACUGGAGGAUGUGUCCCACCAGAAACGACUAGCGACUAUGUUCAUUGAAAAAGCUAAGCUUUGCCAGAGCAUUGGCCGGGUAUUAUUCGCGCAAUACACAACAUCUCAGUGCCAGUUUGGUGUGACCAAUAGAACCACCAUUACACUUAUUCCGCGGCAGGCCUCGGAAUCUGAGCUGGCUCGAUGCAGCCAAAGACUGGACUCGUGGCUCAGCGCCCUGCCGAAGGAUGCGCAAUACAUUCCCGCAUCCAAAACCAACUUCACGGACGGAGAAGACGUUCUUCUACUUCAUGGUGCCAUGCUACGAAUGCUCUAUCAUGCGACCAUAAGCGCGCUGCACAGGCCGUGGGCUUAUGGCCGGGAUCCGGAUAAAUCGCGCGCUGAAAUAACGCAAACUGCGCGAUCGAAGAUGCACGAUGCAGCUUUAGGAAUCACACACAUUAUACAGGGGCUCAAUCAGUUAAAUCUGACUCGCUUCCUACCUCAAUCUGGCGUCACUGUGAUCAUACCAGCAGCCGUGGCACACCUGUCGAAUAUCAUGUCCAACAACCCCACCCUCCGAGAAACUAGCCUUCACCACUUUCAGAGAUGCAUCCAGGUUCUUCGGGGCCUGAGAGAUCUCUACCCCGCCGCGGACAUGGAAGUCGCCAACAUUGAAGCCGCAGUCAAAGUGCAGUCCGAUAGUGUUGGCACUUUCCUCAAGAUCAUGGAAUACAGCAAUGUUAGCAUCGACCAGCUCCAACCCCCAGAGCCGCCGUUACGGAGACGAAGCUUCGAUGCAAACAUGCAUACGGCUUUUUCGCCAGAAAAUAGUUCAUCGGAUCGGCGAGGGUCCUUCGUGGGAGCAAACCCCCAGCAAAGGUCCGAGUUGGAUGCGCAGCGCAAAGAACACCGCGCUGAGUCCUUACAAACGAAGAGACACAGCAUUGCAACCUCUAUCUCCCGACCUUACAAUGAACCGGAAAAUACGAACCGGCAACAACAACCUACGCCUACAAAUGAUUUUGACGACCACCUCAACAACUUCCCUUCGCCUCAAACAAUCAGCUCAUUCAUUCCUGCGGAUCUGCUGCGCAUUGACAUCGACUCCUUCCCUGAUUUCCUGCCUCUAGACACGAAUAUCUCCUCAGUCCAGGAACUAGACGUGGACUGGACAGACGAACUCCUAGGAGGCCCAGAGCUAAAUGCAGAUUAUUCCGGGACAGGCUCGGUAGGCCAUAGUCAUUGCGGUAUCACUGGCGAUUUAGACACGGAUCUGGGUCUGGCACUUGAUUCAUCUUAA
Molecule: messenger RNA, 2232 nt
Organism: Aspergillus pseudoviridinutans
Lineage: Eukaryota; Fungi; Ascomycota; Eurotiomycetes; Eurotiales; Aspergillaceae
Product: transcription factor domain-containing protein
Exons: 2
Coding region: 1-2232 (743 amino acids)
Biological process (GO): DNA-templated transcription
Molecular function (GO): zinc ion binding; DNA binding
Source: RefSeq, a predicted model, not a curated record